AUGACGAUAUCACAAUACGUGUUCGAGGAGACCUUCAACCUUCGUUUCGCGGUGCCAUUCACGCAGCACAACGCCACCGUAUCAGGCGCGACGCUCGCAGCGUUAUCGCCGGCGCAGGUGGCGCGCAUCAAGCGGCUCAACUCGCUAGACCUUGAGCUGUACGAGUUCGCUAAGAACCUCAUGUUCAAAAGAUUCGAGGCGCUCAAGAAGCGUGACAAUGACUUCGAGUACCGGUGGCGGCACCUAGGCGAGGUGUCCCGCACCGGCGUCACGGAGUUCGACUGGGACAGCAAUCUAGAAGACGCCACCACUGAAAAGUACAGGGGCAAGUAA
This is a messenger RNA of Chilo suppressalis (striped riceborer), 333 nucleotides long. The record is from the annotation of a GenBank genome assembly. NCBI's taxonomy places the organism in Eukaryota, Metazoa, Arthropoda, Insecta, Lepidoptera, Crambidae.